AUGUCCAGGUGCUUCGUUUUACUGCUGCUGGUAGCUGCUGUUGCAGCCACUGGGGAAAUUCGCAACGCCCAGGACGUGGACUGGACACGUGUUCGACGGUUUUACGAUCCGCAUGCAGAUGCACCAGAGCGGCGCAUCAACAAUGGCGCCAUUGCUGGCCCAACCGAUGUUCCGUGGGCUGUAGGACUGCUGAUAUCGUUGUCCUCUGGUACGAACUUCUGUGGAGGUGCCCUCAUUUCGCCAACCCAUGUGCUGACAGCGGCUUCCUGCGUCAAUGGACAAACAGCCAUUACGGCCAUGCUGGGCGCGAGUACUAUGGCUACGGCAUCCGAUUUUGUUCCAAUCUCACACGUCCGCGUACAUCCGGACUACAGUUCGUUCCUGGAUCGUGACGAUAUCGCCAUUCUGACCCUUGCCCGUGAGCCUCGCUGGAGUGAUCAUAUCCAAAUUAUCAACCUGCCGCGGCGGAUGUACAUCGGGCACUCGUUCAACAACUACGUCACCACUAUCUCCGGCUGGGGUGAAACCGGAACCAACACGGGCGAACCGCUUCCGAUGCCCAACCUCCGCUUCAUUCGCAGCCCGGUCAUCACCAAUUUCAGCUGUGGCUUGAGCUUCCUGUUGACAAACAUCCGCAACCAACACAUCUGCACGACCACCGACUCAGGAGCUCCGUGCGUUGGCGAUCAAGGUGCUCCGGUGACUGUGACCGAGAAUGGAGACACGUUUUUAAUCGGUGUUCACGUGUUUACGGCAUCGCGCUGCGAACGUGGCCGUCCUGCAGUGCAUGUCCGCCUUACGGAGUACAUGAAUUGGCUUGAACUAAACACCGACGCCAUCAUUCUGGUUCUCAUCUAUCAGCUGGCCGCUGCAGCCCCCGAGAGGUCUCUGGCUGUCGAACCGAACAGACGCAUUAACAAUGGCGCCGAGGCGGGACCGACGGAUAUACCGUUCAUUGUCGGUGUGCUUGUUACGUUUCCUUCCCGAACCUAUUUCUGUGGCGGAGCACUCAUAUCAUUCUUUCACAUUCUUUCAUCGGCCAACUGUGUCGAUGGCUACCGCACAAUCACGGUGAUGCUCGGAGCAUAUGAUAUGUCGUUGGUACAGGACUUUAUUACCGUUUCGUCGGUUCUGGUUCACCCGAACCAUAGCAGCUUCUUCGACUCAAACGAUCUUUCUAUACUGACGCUUUCUCGCAUGGUCCGACUUAGCGAUCGAGUGCAGAUUGUCAACCUUCCUACGCGUCUGUAUGUAGGUCAUUCCUUUAACAACUACGAGGCUACCAUCUCGGGCUGGGGUCAGACGGGUUCGAGUACCGGUGAGCCUGUCCCCGUUCGACGGUUACUGUAUUUCCGCGCCCGGGUAAUCACUAACACCAGCUGCUUGGUGAGCUUCCCGUUGUACUUACGCUCGAGUAACAUUUGCACAUCCACGGACACGGGUGCAGCCUGCGUAGGCGAUGAGGGAGGUCCGGUAACGGUGACGGAAAACGGCCAAACCUUCCUGAUUGGUGUGCAUUCGUACAGCUUCUCGAGAGGUUGCGAGCGUGGUUGGCCCUCCGUGCACACGCGUAUUACCGAUUACCUAGAUUGGAUCGAAAGCAACUCGGAUGCUGUUGUGGCAUAG
Anopheles cruzii is the source of this 1626-nucleotide messenger RNA. Its product is annotated as phenoloxidase-activating factor 3-like. Gene Ontology annotation, molecular function: serine-type endopeptidase activity. The transcript is spliced from 4 exons. Lineage: Eukaryota; Metazoa; Arthropoda; Insecta; Diptera; Culicidae. The record is from RefSeq and is a predicted model, not a curated record. The coding region runs from base 1 to 1626 and encodes 541 amino acids. Gene Ontology annotation, biological process: proteolysis.